Dictyostelium purpureum is the source of this 987-nucleotide messenger RNA. RefSeq lists its product as uncharacterized. The transcript has 2 exons. Lineage: Eukaryota; Evosea; Eumycetozoa; Dictyosteliales; Dictyosteliaceae. The record is from RefSeq and is a predicted model, not a curated record. Bases 1 to 987 code for a protein of 328 amino acids.
AUGGAAUAUCAGGAUUUCGGUAAUGUUUUGAAUGAUCAAGACGAUAUUAAUGAUUCAAGUGAUGAAGAGAAUUUAUAUAAUACUAGUAGGUUCGAUCCAAAUGAAUCUUUUAGUUUUAUCGAAAACCUAAUGCAAACCGAUUUGUUAGAAUUUUUGGAUUCAGACAAUGAAAAUGAUUCAGAAACAAAUUUUAAUAAAAAAAUUGACAACAUUAUAUUCAAUUUAUAUGAAUCAACAAAUCAAAAAUGUAAUAAUAAAAAAAAAGAAAAAAAAAAGAAACAAAUUUCAUUAGAAGAAUUAAAAAGAAAAAAAUCAAUUUUAAAAAAACGUUGUCAAUUAUUGAAACAAAUUGAAAAAAGAACCGACUCUAUUCUAGAUUUAUAUUUAUCAUAUGAUUUGCUGGAUGAUAAAAGAACAAAGAAAAUGAAAAGAGAACAUGUCAAUCCCAAAAGAAUAGAAAAAAAUUUAAAUAGACCUAAUUUUUCCUAUAAAAUUAAUAAAAAACCAUCAAUAGAUAAUGAAAAAGAAUUAAAAAAUAAAGAUUGGGUUCAAUUGACUGGUUUACCACAACAUAUUUUAGAUUGGUUAUAUAAAAAAAUAGAACCCCAAAUAAAAAAUCAAACUAAUAGAUUAUCACCAAAAUCAAGAAUUCAUUUAUUUUUAACAUUUUUAAAGAUGGGUGCUAAUUCAUAUACAAUACUUUCAACAACUUUUGGUGUUAGUCAAUCAUAUAUUUCAAGAGAAGUCAAUGAAUUGGUUUACAUAUUUUUGUCUUCACUUUACAUUAUUUCUUUAGAUCAAAUUAAUAAAGAUGAAAUAUAUUGUAUUGAUUUUGCACAUAAAAGAGAAAGAGAUAAGGAAGAUUAUCUUAGAUUGGAUGUUGGAGAACCAAGUUUAUCAUCAAAAGUUUUAGUUUUAAAAAUAUCAAUUUUUUUAUAUUUAGAUUAUACAUUUUUCAGGAGUUGCUCUCAAGUUAAUCAUAACUAA